ACAACAGCUUAAGGAAGAAAAAAGGAACAAACAGCCUCAAAUGGUACCAUUGGCAAAUGCAGCCCAGCUUCCAACAACAACAACAUCAGACACAAGUAUGCACUUGCCCCCUUUGGCAGUAGAUGAGAGUAUGGUGGCACCAAGAGCAAAUAGUGCAAAUAAUCCCAUGCAUACUUAUAAUCAGCAAUUAUAUAAUAUGUUGAACACAAAUGUACCAAAUUAUACAAAUCCGUUACCACAACAUGGAUAUGGAGGAGAAACCCUAGGAACUACUAGUACUGGUCAAAAUUUGUCUGAUGUUUGUACCGGCAACAAUGGGCUAGGAUAUGGUAGACCAAUUCAACAAGCUCAAAAUGCUUUUCCAAGUCAUUGUAGUAGACCAAUUCAACAAGUUCAAAAUGCUUUUAUCCCAAGACAAGUUGGGGUUCAUCAUUCAACAACUCAAAAUGUUGCUCAUAAUGUUCCAUUACAACAACAAAUAUAUCCACAUAACCAUAUGAUGGAUUUGGUACAGGUUAAGAGAAGAUUGGAACAAAGUGACCAACAUAUGAAUCCAAGUUUCAGCGGUAGACACAUACGAGGAAGAGUAAUUGGACCAAUUAGUACUACGUCAAGUGCUUUAGUUGGCCCAUAUGGUCCCAUAUCAAGUACUAGUUCUGGUACUUUUGUUAACUUGACUGCUGCUACUACUGGGACAAUGGUGAGUCCUAGUGUUAAUGUAAGACAUGUUGAUGAUCGAAGAAAUCAAAGAGCAGCAGCACUUCCUCAAGAUUUCACCAACUACAUUCACACCAAUUUACCAGGUGAACAUAACCAGCCACACUUGGAGAAUAGAGAUGAUACAAACUCCAGAAGAUUUUAGCAAAUUUUACAUUAUUUUGUAAGAUAGUUGCAAAUUCAGCAAAAAAAAAAAGUUGUUUUGAAAUUCUUCCUCCAUUAUCCAUUUGUAAGUUUUCCUAUAAAGUAGUCAUAGAGCUAUCAAAAUGGGCUAGCCCAACCCAACCCAAUCUAGUCCAAGUCUCACGAGCCAAAGAAUAUGAUGGGCUAGAACCGGUUGAUCAUUCACUUUCAAGGGCCUUAAAUGUAUGACUCAACCCAUCCCUAAUAGGGUCACAGGUUGGGGCGAACUACCCUUUAUUUUUAUUAAUUUUUUAUUAGAUUUUCUUUUUCAAUCUAUAUUUGAACUAAUAGAUGUGACAAUUCAUUCACAUUUCUAACCUAUUAUUAUAUGAAGUACAUAAUUCUAUGAUGAUUUAUAUUUUUUUAACAUUAAUACAUUGUCAAACACACUU
This is a messenger RNA of Capsicum annuum, 1292 nucleotides long. RefSeq lists its product as uncharacterized. The coding region runs from base 41 to 862 and encodes 273 amino acids. Lineage: Eukaryota; Viridiplantae; Streptophyta; Magnoliopsida; Solanales; Solanaceae. The record is from RefSeq and is a predicted model, not a curated record. The transcript has 2 exons.